Messenger RNA from Oryzias melastigma (Indian medaka), 2504 nucleotides. RefSeq names its product VPS33B late endosome and lysosome associated (gene vps33b). Gene Ontology annotation, biological process: intracellular protein transport; vesicle-mediated transport. The coding region runs from base 241 to 2076 and encodes 611 amino acids. Gene Ontology annotation, cellular component: lysosome; CORVET complex. The transcript has 23 exons. NCBI's taxonomy places the organism in Eukaryota, Metazoa, Chordata, Actinopteri, Beloniformes, Adrianichthyidae. The record is from RefSeq and is a predicted model, not a curated record.
CUAAGGAAGGGUAGUGCUGUUAACCGUCGAGAAACAGGGAAAUGUCAUGAAUUGAUUUAGAUUUUAAAAUGUUACUUCUCUAUUAUAUUUAAACAAAACCAGUUCGUGAGCUUAUUAUUUUUUAUAAUAACGUUUCGUUGUCGUGAAGCUGCUCUGCAGCGGUCGGGCUCCAGUCCCGGCUCGGGCUGUCCACUAGCAUUCUAGCUAGCUCCGGUCCUGCUGCCGCUCCGUGCUCCCAGGAUGGCCCGCAGGGACACUCCCGAGCUCCCGGACUUCUCUCUGCUGAAGCGGCUGGCACGAGACCAGCUGGUUUACCUACUGGAACAGCUGCCAGGAAAGAAAGACCUCUUCAUCGAGUCGGACCUGAUGAGUCCUCUGGACCGGAUCGCGAAUGUAUCGACCCUGAAGCAACAUGACGUUGUCAAACUUUACAAAGUGGAGUACAAGCCAACAGUGAGCCUGUCCGAUCAGCUCUGCUUUCUGAUCAGACCCAGAAUCCAGACAGUGAAGUGGAUUUGUGACGUGGUCAAUGCAGACAAAGCAGCAGGAAGGUUCAGAAGAUACAAGAUCAUCUUCACUCCUCAGAGGUUCUUUGCGUGUGAGGCGGUGCUGGAGGAGCAGGGUGUCUUUGGCGACGUGACCACUGACGAGUGGGCCUUCUACCUCCUCCCCCUGGACGAUGACAUCUUAAGUAUGGAGCUGCCUGAGUUCUUUCAUGACAAUUUUCUGGCAGGAGACCAGCGGUGGCUGAGAACAGUAGGGGGCGCUCUGCACCUCCUCCACUCUGUCUACGGCCCGUUCUCCAAGCUGUACGGGAUUGGCUCCUGUUCUAAGAUGACGUACGAGUCGUGGAGGGAGCAGGUGGAGCAGGGGGAAAAACAAGUUCGCCCCGCUGAGAUUGGGAGCGUUUUUCUGAUUGACCGAGACGUGGACUUCGUCACUCCUCUGUGCUCACAGGUGGUGUACGAAGGGCUGCUGGACGACAUUUUUCGGAUCAAGUGUGGAUGCGUGGAGUUUGGUCCAGAUGUCACCUCCUCUGACAAAAGUGUCAAGGUCAUGCUAAACUCCCAGGAUAAGGUCUUCAAUGAAAUCCGAAAUGAGCAUUUCUCCAACGUCUUUGGUUUUCUCAGCCAGAAGGCCAGGAACCUGCAGACUGCAUACGACAGGCGUCAGGGGAUGGACAUCAAGCAGAUGAAAACGUUUGUGUCCGAGGAGCUCAAAGGACUGAAGCAGGAGCACCGGCUGCUCAGCCUGCACAUCGGUGCUAGUGAGUCGAUAAUGAAGAAGAAGACAAAGCAGGACUUCCAAGAGCUGCUGCAGAAAGAACACUGUUUACUUGAAGGCUUUGAAAUCCGUGAAAGCAUUUCUUUCAUAGAGGAGCACAUCAGCAGACAGAUCUCCAUGAUCGAAAGCUUGCGGAUGCUCUGUCUUCUGUCCAUCACAGAGAACGGACUCCUGCCCAAGGACUAUCGCUCUUUAAAGACACAGUAUCUUCAGAGUUAUGGGUUUGACCACCUGCUCACAUUCUCCAACCUGAGGCAGCUGGGGCUGCUGAUGGAGCAGCAGGGGGCGGAGACUCUCACCGCCAUGGAGAGCAAAGUGGGAAAGCUGGUCAACGACAAAACGGCAGGAAAGAUCACUGACGCCUUCUCCUCUCUGGCUAAGAGGAGUCAUUUUCGAGCUCUGAGCCGGAAGCUGAACUUGGUGCCAAAGUCAGAUGAGGAAUAUGACCUGCGUGUCCCUAAAGACAUGGCUUACAUUUUCAGCGGCGCCUACGUCCCUCUGAGCUGUAAACUCAUUGAACAGGUGCUGGAGAGAGACGGGUGGGUGGGGCUUGAAGAAGUCACCAGGCUCCUGAAUGGCCAUGAAUUUGCUGUGACAGGCGGCAGCAGAGCUGAAGCCAGCAGCGAUGCCCAGCGCCUGGUUCUGGUCAUGUUCCUUGGAGGAUGUACCUUUUCAGAAAUUUCAGCACUACGCUUCCUGGGCAGAGCGAAAGGCUAUAAAUUCAUUGUUGUCACAACCGCAGUGACUAACAGCUCUAGACUUUUGGAGGCUCUACUGGGAAACCGUGUGUGACUCCAUGCUCAGCCCGUCCAGUCCUGAUGUACCUGCACAUCUCCUGGAUCUGCUGAUCCUCCCAGAUCUGUGGAUCCGUGUGGGUCUGUUUGCGUCAAACUACAGAUAAAAUAAAGUCCACUGGAUUUUAAACCCAUGUCUUGGUUCAAACCAUCAUCUGUAUUGAAGUAUGGAUAUUUAAUACCUAUUUUAUGGUCUAAGACUGAAUGUCUUAUAAAUGUUUUAACUGUAAGUUGGAGUAUAAUGUGAAACAGGAAAACACAACUUUUUGUUUGAAUGUCAGGAACUACUUUUUCUUCCGCCUGUGAAAGUAAUGUUGGACAUAGUCACAGGAAUCAGGAGUUUAAUUUGGAGAUUUAUUUUAGCUGACAGGAUUCACAUCUGAUGUGGUCAAGUGGAAAAACAAUAAACUAACUUGCUUUCUUUAA